AUGAGGCUUGACCAAGCCCUAGUCCGGGACAAGCGUUGGUCCAACUUUGAGCUGCUCUGCAUAUCAAAGCCCAGGUCGAAACUCCCACUUGGGUUUGGUGGAAAAGCCCUAGUUUGGCUCGUUGAUGCUCUGAAGGAUCGCCAAGAAGGUUGCCCUGAUUUCAUACUUAUAGAUUGCCCUGCUGGAAUUGACGCCGGAUUCAUCACAGCAAUUACUCCUGCGAAUGAGGCAUUAUUGGUGACUACACCUGACAUUACAAGCUUGCGUGAUGCUGAUAGGGUUACGGGUUUGCUGGAAUGUGAUGGGAUUAAGGAUAUAAAGAUGAUUGUGAACAGGGUAAGGACUGAUAUGAUAAAAGGGGAAGAUAUGAUGUCUGUGCUUGAUGUUCAGGAAAUGCUGGGUCUGGCUUUAUUGGGUGUAAUUCCUGAGGAUUCUGAGGUGAUUCGGAGUACGAACAGGGGAUACCCACUUGUACUAAAUAAGCCACCCACUUUGGCUGGUUUGGCAUUUGAGCAAGCUGCUUGGAGGCUAGUUGAGCAGGAUAGUAUGCAAGCAGUGAUGGUGGAAGAAGAGCCCAAAAAGAAGGGGAUUGAGGGGAGAUUGGAAGCCAUGUACAGUGGGAAGAAUUGCCAAACUAAUUUCUCCUUCUAUGUGUACUUGAAUGAAGGAAAGCAUAAGUACGGUAGUUUGAUAUGUGUAUCUGCCUCUAGUUUGCAACCCAGGAAGUUCACUACUUCUGGUAGCAUUCGAGCACUUCUCAAGCUUCUUGUAAUGCAGAUUGUGCCUACCAAGUGUUGCGGCCAACCAGUGUAA
This is a messenger RNA of Thlaspi arvense, 813 nucleotides long. Lineage: Eukaryota; Viridiplantae; Streptophyta; Magnoliopsida; Brassicales; Brassicaceae. The record is from the annotation of a GenBank genome assembly.